Messenger RNA from Thyridium curvatum, 4104 nucleotides. RefSeq lists its product as uncharacterized. The transcript is spliced from 3 exons. Gene Ontology annotation, molecular function: protein binding. Lineage: Eukaryota; Fungi; Ascomycota; Sordariomycetes; Thyridiales; Thyridiaceae. Bases 1 to 4104 code for a protein of 1367 amino acids. The record is from RefSeq and is a predicted model, not a curated record. Gene Ontology annotation, cellular component: cytoplasm; nucleus.
AUGGAAAUCCCAGCGACCGGGCUUUCCGUUGUAUACGACCCGCCAGACCCUUCAGUUGAAGCUGACGACAUGGGUAGUAUCGUAUUUGUGCAUGGCUUCACAGGCCAUCCUCAGCGGACAUGGACUCAUAUGAAAGGAGAUGUUGGGGCUUUGCAGGACGAAGUCAAUGACGACACGCCAAUAGAACCGCCCGCAAAAUCGCGCAAACUGGGUCCGUUUUCGAGGCCUUCGCGGACGACGCCUGCGACUGGUCAGGUCUACUGGCCUCGGGACUUGCUCCCUAGGACCAUACCAAAGGCUCGUGUCUUGACCUACGGUUAUGACACUCGCAUGAGUCACCGUCUGGGAGUUGCCUCAAGCCAGAGCACCGUUUAUGAUCAUUCGGGGGGGUUCCUUGUAGAACUCGCAUCGAAACGCACUGAGCAACCUCAGCGCGCUCUUAUUUUCGUUGCUCACAGCCUCGGUGGCAUCAUUGUCAAGGAAAUGCUACGAAGAUCCAAGAACUGCGAGACUCUACAACCAGAUCGCCACCAGAUUUUCAAGGCCACCAAGGGCAUUGUCUUCUUUGGAACACCGCACAUUGGAGCAGACCCUCGAAGCCACUUACGUGACAUCGCAGAAAGUGCAAUCAAGGCGCUCGGAUUUCGUGUCAAAAAGGACAUUGUGCAUUCCCUACUGCCGUCUUCGGAAAGAUUGAAGGAGUUGAGAGACGAGUUCGGUCCCAUGGCACAGCAGCAAAACUGGUCCAUCUACUCGUUUCAAGAGGAUCUUGGAAUGGCUGUUCUAAACAAUAAAAAGGUCGUCGAAGAUGUCUCGUCCUGCAUCGGCAACCAAGCCAUCGAAACAGUACUGCGUAUUGGCAGGGAUCAUCGAGACAUGUGUCGCUUCACUAGCCUACAUGAUGUCGAGUAUCUGAAGGUCGCCAAUGGGCUGCUGGACAUAUACAGAAAGACACAGCCUCUACUCAGCCAACUCUCCAGAGUCUCCCCAUUUGACAAUACACACUUCACUUCAGAACAGAGGAGUUGCCUUCUUGACAGUCUGCGUUUCGACGAAAUUGAUUCACGACAUCUCACAAUACGGUCCGCCCAUCGGAAGACUUGUAGAUGGCUUCUCACGGAACCCACAUUCCUCGCUUGGCUAGACACUGAAAACUUACCCGAGCACCACGGUUUCUUGUGGAUCAAGGGAAAGCCUGGAGCGGGGAAAUCAACUUUGAUGAAGUUUGCUCUAGCUAGUGCUCGGAGAACGAUGAAAGAAAAGACCAUCGUCUCCUUCUUCUUCAACGCACGCGGUGACGAUCUGGAGAAGUCCACCGAAGGGAUGUACCGCUCUCUCCUUUUACAGCUACUCGAGCAAAUGCCCGCUCUCCAAGAAAGGUUCGAUCUUCUUGGCCUCAAUGCCAAGUGCCUUUCUCGGGUCAGAUGGUCGAUUGAAUUGCUCAAACAUCUUUUUGAAUUAGUGGUUGAAGGGCUGGAGGACAACUCCGUCAUCUGUUUUAUCGAUGCCCUUGAUGAGUGCGACGAAUUUCAGAUUCGAGACAUGAUCAAGCACCUCGAGCAACUCAGUGAAAUGGCAGCAGAGCUUCAUCAUGAAUUUCGCAUAUGCUUCGCAAGUCGAUACUACCCACAUAUCAGCAUCCGUCGCUGUAUACACUUGGACCUCAGUGGUCAAAAGGGCCAUGACGAAGACAUCAGGAACUACAUCGAGAACGAGCUAGUGAUAGGCCCUGACACUUCCUCCGCCGCCUCAAUCCGCUCCAGUCUAUACGAUAAAGCUUCAGGUGUCUUCUUGUGGGUCAUGCUGGUUGUUGAUAUUCUAAACAAGGAAUACGACGCUGGGCAUCAAGGCGACAAACUUCUUCGCAAGUUGAGAGAGGUUCCAAGUGAUUUACACGCAUUAUUCAGUGACAUCCUGACUCGGGAUCGUCGAGAUGUCAAGGAGCUUCUGCUUUGCCUUCAAUGGGUUCUUUUUGCUCGAAACCCACUGACUCCAAAGCAACUAUACUACGGAAUCUUGGCGGGAACCUGCGCAGAGGACCUGGACUGCCGGGAUAAAAAGCAGUUGCCAGACGACUUGAUCCAAAAGCGUCUCUUGAACGACUCAAAAGGAUUAAUUGAGUUCACUAAAACCGAAAGGCCAGUGGUUCAGUUUAUUCAUGAAUCAGUUGUGGACUUCUUGCUUCGGGAUGGCGGCAUGAACAUCCUUACUGCCGAUCCAGUCCAAAAGGGCCGCGGAACUGGUCACCAGAUCCUAGUGAAGAGCUGCUUGACCUACCUUCGUUUCAGCAUCUCACACCGAGUCAUUGACGAUCGUCGGCUACACGACGAUGGUGGCAAGAAAUUGAAGAAACGUCUGCCUCUGCUCAGAUAUGCCACUGACAAUGUCCUCUGGCAUGCCGGUCAAGCCGCAGGUUUUGGACUGGAUCAGUCGGAAUUCAUUCAGAACUUUGCACGUCGGGACUGGAUUAAAGUUGCCAAUAUUCUCGAGAGGCAUGCCGUUCGCCGUUACACAGCAGACGCCAGCCUGCUCUACAUCAUGGCCGAUCGAGAUUUCGGCAACCUUAUUCGACAUCACCCACCGGGGCAGUCCUGCUUUGAUGACGAGAACGAGCGGUAUACUUGUCCUUGGAUCGCAGCACACGCCACCAGCAGUCUUGAGGCCAUCUGCGCGCUGAGGCAACGCACGCUCGAUAGUUCACCACCAGAUUCACUUGUGCAUGUUGCUUGUCAAAGUUACGCUCGUGACACUCCAGAACCCUGUUACAGGCGUAGCUUCAGACUAGAGCCUAAGGUCUCUCUAGCGUCUCAGGUCUCGAGCGCAGAAGACUGGAUAUAUCUCGCGUCAAUCCUCGAGGCUGGUGUUGAUGAGGAAACCUACUACCAAAUGAUGUAUCUGCUUUUGGAUGGUGCAGUAAGAGCAGAUAAGACACUUCUCGCGCAGCAUAUUUUCACUGCCAACCCGUCCUUGACAUCGAUCGACGACAGGCAGCAUCUACUAUACAAAGCCGUCAUGAAUGGCGCUAAUGGGGUAAUCCCGUUAUUAAUAGCAAAUGGCGUUAACAUCAACAAGGAGUUAUGUCAUGGCCACAACGCAUUGACUAGUGCGAUACGUUCUGGCCAACUUGAUACCGCGCAGGUUCUCUUGGACCACGGAGCCGCCAUAGAGUCUAUCGACAGUAAAGGACAAACGCCUCUUAUGUUGGCAGUUCAAUCACAUUGUGGUGAAUCCAACAUGAUGGCAAGAUUGCUUCUUGACCGAGGGGCAGACCUUGAGACCCGAGACAUCAAUGGCCAAACAGCGCUGCUUUAUGCUGGUUGCAGUUCUCAAAAUCUAGCCGGAAGAACUUUGGAGACACUUCUGGAUCGAGGAGCAAGCAUCGAGAGUAAGGACAAGGAUGGCCGAACAGCUCUGUCCUGUGCCGCUCAGACAUUCAAGUCUUUCCAUCCAGAUGUUGAUACGAUCGCCACAAAUCUACAGAUCCUCCUCAGCCGAGGCGCGGACAUUGAAAGCAAAGAUAAACUCGGCCGGACACCAUUGUCACUGGUGAGGCCUAUUCCCCAUAUGGAAUUAUUGAUAGACUCUGGUGCAAAUAUCGAGUCGAGAGAUGACGAAGGGAGGACACCACUGCACUGGCAUGCUCGAGGCCUUAAUGUCGAAGCCGUCAAGUGUCUUCUUCAAAGAGGUGCUAGCGUCAACGCGAGGGACUUUUCUGGCGCAACACCUCUGGUAUCGGCUGUGCGGUAUCUAGGUUCGAGUUGUUACGUAUUUAAUAUCAUGGUCCUAGAGCUCCUCGUCGAUGGGGGAAAUAUUGAUAGCUUUGAUGAAGAAGGCCGCACGGCGCUGAUGUGGGCGGCAUCUUCAGGCAACUCUGCGAUUGUCAAGUGGCUCUUGGGACGAGGGGCAGUCCCUUUCCACAAAGAUCUGAAGGGUGAUGAUGCUUUGAGCAUCGUCUCGAAAGCUCUAGAGCUGCAGACCAGACCUAGAGAUAACGAUUCAUUGCAGAGUAGGAUGCCAGAUUGGCAUAUACAGGAGGAACUGUCCAACUGUAGACAGCUUCUGUCAUCGCGUUGGAUCGGAUCAAAUAGAACUGAAAGUGGUUAA